Messenger RNA from Zootoca vivipara (common lizard), 13864 nucleotides. It is a transcript of the gene ZDHHC5, whose product is annotated as zDHHC palmitoyltransferase 5. Gene Ontology annotation, biological process: protein palmitoylation. Gene Ontology annotation, molecular function: palmitoyltransferase activity. NCBI's taxonomy places the organism in Eukaryota, Metazoa, Chordata, Lepidosauria, Squamata, Lacertidae. Gene Ontology annotation, cellular component: plasma membrane. The record is from RefSeq and is a predicted model, not a curated record.
GCGGGCGAGCAGCUACCUGACCAACCGGCGAGCCGCGUCGCGAGCCCGGACGGCUUUGAGAGCGCGCGUGCGCGCCCCGCGCCCCUUGCUUGGUGCUUCUCCUCACUGCUUGGGCCGAGCGAGCGAGUUCCUCGCCUCACAGGGCGGGAGCCAGGCGCGGCGGCGGUACCAGCGGGAACGUUUUUGGCGGGUACAAGAAGCUCAAGAUGAGAAGUUGGCAAAAUGAUUUAAAGACUUUUAAAGCAAAUAUGAAUGAAUAAGGAUUAAUUUUAUUUGUGUGAAGGGAGCAUGAGAAUGCAACAGUUUGGAGCAGACUAAGUGCUCUAGGACAUGGGUGUGGAGGUCCCAGGCAUCUUUUCUUUUUACUGUCAGUUAUAUUUUGGAUUUUUAGGAAAACACUUGAAAACUCAGUCUCUAACUGGGUCUUCUCCAGACACAACUGAUCCAUAAUUUAUGAAGCAAUCUCAAACUUAAAUUUCAGUUUUUACCAGUAAGACUGAACUUGUUGAAGGAUUUUUGGCGUUGUACACAAAGGAACAAAUAAGGAGACUAAAACGCAAGACCAGCCUUCCAGUGUGCCCCCUACUCCCCCUUGAAAGAAAAGGAUUUUCAGCUCAACCUUGCACCAGCUGUUACCCGGAUUUAGCAGUCAAGAGAGAAAUAAACAAAAUUAAACAACGCAUGCCAGACAACCCCAGUUCCUGGUGAAAUCAGGGGAGAGUGCUCCUACUUUAAAAGAAGAGAACGUUCGCGGCACAAGGUGGGGGGGGGGCAGAGAAUGAUGUGCACAAGCAUGACAGAUUUGCUAACACAAUAACCUUCCUCUGAGCAACAACCAGAAUGUACUGCUUUAUACUAAAAGCAGAUUAAAAAGGAGAAACUUGCUCCAGAGUAUACAUUGCAAAAUCACCAUGUGUUUUCUGAAACAAAAAUAAUAACAAAGCAAACCAUCAAAACCUGGUAUAUACCUUGUGUCUUUCAUUGAUCACCUUCCUUGGGGUGCUUAUUUGGCUCAUCCUGCACUCUUGCACUAAAACGUCUAGCCCAAUUCUGAUACUUCAUUUGCUACAUUUUUCAACACUGUGUCACCUCAGAAGAGGAUCAUCUCUACUCUACUCUAGGGAGUGCACUUUUUUACAGGGCUUUCCUGGUACAGGAACCUGCGCAAUUUCUUGAACCACUAGAAUUUUCAAUUGGAGUACAAGCUCCCAUUUUAUAUUUUUAAUUUUCCUUGCCCCACAAUCUUGGGACUACAUAUAGAAUUCCCAUUGUUGUCUUCUGUGACACUUUGUUGUGAAUACUACUAUUCAUUUUCAUCUGGAUCAUACUGUAAAUCUGAUCUGACUCGUAACAGCUAACUACAAGAACUUGAAUACAGAUUUAAAAGUCUCUUCUUUGCACAGUUGCUUUUCUUUUUGAAGGUCCCUCCUGCAUUUUCUUGUCCUUUCUGACUCCGGUUGGGCCUGGGCUAUGCUGCAGGGCGGAUCAUCCAUCAGAGCUCCAACAUGCCAGCAGCAUCUGGAAAGAGAUUCAAACCCAGCAAGUAUGUCCCUGUAUCAGCGGCUGCAAUCUUCCUAGUAGGAUCCACCACACUCUUCUUUGCUUUUACGUGCCCAGGGCUUAGCUUGCAUAUCUCCCCAAUCAUUCCCAUUUACAAUGCUGUGGUCUUCCUCUUUGUGCUGGCCAACUUUAGUAUGGCCACCUUCAUGGAUCCAGGCAUAUUUCCUCGAGCUGAAGAAGAUGAGGACAAGGAGGAUGAUUUCCGAGCUCCAUUAUACAAGACUGUGGAGAUAAAGGGUAUUCAAGUGCGCAUGAAAUGGUGUGCAACGUGUCGCUUCUACCGGCCCCCACGCUGCUCUCAUUGCAGUGUCUGCGACAACUGUGUGGAGGAAUUUGACCAUCACUGUCCCUGGGUAAACAACUGUAUUGGGCGGCGCAAUUAUCGCUAUUUCUUCCUGUUCCUGCUCUCACUUACAGCACAUAUCAUGGGUGUAUUUGGUUUUGGCUUGCUGUUUGUCCUGUGUCAAGUUGAAGAGCUCUCUGGGAUUCGUAUGGCCGUCACUAUGGCUGUGAUGUGUGUGGCUGGCUUGUUUUUCAUUCCUGUUGUAGGCCUUACGGGAUUCCAUGUGGUCUUGGUAGCCAGAGGUCGCACUACAAAUGAGCAGGUUACAGGCAAAUUCCGGGGUGGAGUAAACCCUUUCACCAAUGGCUGUUGUAAGAACGUCAGUCGUGUCCUCUGCAGCUCCCCAGCCCCUAGGUAUCUUGGACGGCCAAAGGCAGAGCAGACUGUGUCAGUGAAGCCACCAUUCCUGCGACCAGAAAUAUCAGAUGGACAGAUUGCUGUAAAGAUAAUGGACAACGGUAUCCAGGCUGAGCUAAAAAGAACAAAGUCCAAAGGAAGCCUUGAGGUGACGGAGAGCCAGUCUGCUGAUGCUGAGCCACCGCCACCACCCAAGCCAGACCUCAGCCGCUACACAGGUCUGAGGACGCAUUUAACCCUGGCCACCAAUGAGGAUAGCAGUUUGCUAAGCAAGGACAGCCCUCCAACUCCAACAAUGUACAAGUACCGACCUGGCUAUAGCAGCAGCAGUACUUCAGCUGCACUGCCUCACUCCACCAGCGCCAAGCUAAGUCGAGGAGACAGCUUGAAGGAGGCAACCUCCAUUGCUGAGGGCAGUCGAAACCCCAGCUACCGUUCUGAGCCAAGUCUGGAGCCAGAGAGUUUUCGGUCUCCCACUUUUGGCAAAAGUUUCCAUUUUGAUCCACUAUCCAGUGGCUCCCGUUCAUCCAGCCUCAAGUCUGCCCAAGGCAUGGGCUUUGAAUUGGGCCAUCUUCAGUCGAUCCGCUCUGAGGGCACCACAUCCACAUCUUACAAGAGCUUGGUGAACCAGACACGCAAUGGGAGCUUGUCCUACGACAGUCUUCUCACACCCUCUGACAGCCCUGACUUUGAGUCAGUGCAGGCAGGCCCAGAGCCAGAGGCCCCCAUGGGCUACACAUCUCCUUUCCUCUCGGCACGUAUUGCCCAGCAGCGGGAGGCUGACCUGCACAGUCGUUUCCCAAGUUCUGGCUCACCGAAGCACCAGCCACCCCGUGACCCUUCACCUGUCCGUUAUGACAAUCUUUCGCGCCACAUUGUGGCCUCCAUGCAGGAGCGGGAGAAGCUGCUACAGCAGUCACCCAUGCCACCACCCCUGGCCAGAGAGGAGGAUACAGCACUGGGGGACUCAGGCAUCCAGUCCACCCCAGGCUCCAGUAAUGCUCCACGUACCAGCUCCUCCUCGGACGAUUCAAAACGCUCCCCUCUGGGCAAGAACCCACUCACCCGCCCAGUGCCACCUCGCUUUGGCAAGCCAGAACCACCACAUGCACUCAGAGUGCGCUCUCUGGGCUCACCAGACCAGCCUGCAGCCCCACACUUGGGCAAAUCUGUGUCUUACAGCAGCCAAAAACAGUCCUCGCAGGCCAUUGUCCCAGAGACUGAGGAGGUGGCCUUGCAGCCUUUACUGGCACCAAAAGACGAGAUGCAGAUGAGACCCUCCUACAGCAAGUCCAAUGGACAGCCCAAAAGCCUGAGCUCAACCUCGCCCACCCCUGGUCAGCCACCUCUCAGCAGCCCCACUCGUGGAGGAGUCAAGAAGGUCUCUGGAGUGGGUGGGACUACGUAUGAGAUCUCUGUAUGAGGAGGUGAUAUCCCCACUGUUGACUCCUCCAUGGCUGAUUCCAAAAUGCUCUAUCCCUGAUGAGCAGGAGAUUGGGACUUGCUCACCAAAUGGUUGCCCCAUCAGAUGCAUGGACCUUUUUUUACAAAUACAGUUUUUUUGCAGGGGGGAGAGCUGAAGGGACAGCUACCUUUUUAAACUAAAGUAUCUGGUAUUGGGAGAGUCCCUAAACACUACAGCAGGAUUCUAGCCUUGCUCAUCUCCACAGCCUGCACUCUUCCUCUCAACCAAGAAAGAGACUGCAAUUUGUAGCGCACACUGCCCAGAGAGAAGGGGAGGGAGUUGCUCUCAGCACCCUCUGUGAGAGAAGGUACAGGCUGCAGGCUGCCCCACUACCAACAGGACAGUCAGUUGUGGACCUUGUGCAAUUGCUCGCCUAGUGCGGUAGGAGUGGAUCAUUUCUAAAUUUUUUUAUUGUUAACGGAUGCUAUUUUUUCCUGUUCUGAGUUACUGGGUGUGUGUAUAUAUAAAUAUCUAUAAAUAUAUAAAUAUAAAUAUUAAAAUAUAUAUAUAUAUAUCCAUAUGGAGCGUGGGGUGGCCCUGGCAGACCCCAUUAGCUGGGCCUGAGGAAGCCAUGUAUGGAGCAUUUUAAUUUUGGAGGAGUCCAAAGGGCUGUAUUAAUCAUUUCGUUUACGUUUGAAUGGGUCAGGCAAAAUACAAAAACUGCUGUUAAAUCACUAUCCUUGGACAAGUAUGGCUGAGGAAAUGCUAAUAUGUUACCUAAUUGGUACCACUGACCUGGUCAUCCCAGUGCCUGUGGCCAGGCUUGAGUUUGGCUUGUUCUGCCCCACUCUGGAUUGUCCUUUCCAGGAAAUGAAGGGAAUAGACAAAGGCUUCCUAAUCCUUGCUCUAUCCUUCUGGAAGAUUUUCUCUAUGAAUAAAUCCUCCUUUUCUGGGGGGCUUGGGGGUGGGGUUAAGAAGACUAUGGGAGUGUUUGGCUUCCCAUGUUUUCAGCUCCAGGCAGGCUUUGACUUCUCAGUAAAAUGACUCCCAGUGAAAGGAUGCCAUACCCUACAAACCAGGCCAAUCAGCAUGCACAGGUGCCAGUUGCAUACUAUAAGGAUACAGGAUCGUGCUUUGGGUGCUGAGCAGGAGGAGGGUGGCAGUGGCAUUGGAGCUGUGUCGCCUAUGUGGAUAUAUUACUUGUAUUUAGUAAAUCCCUCCCCCAGGUGGUUUUUUACAUUGCUUUUAUGAUUUGUUCCAUAUUGAUUUAUUGUGGUAUCAUGGUUCUUUAUUCACAAACUGGGCAACAGAAAGAAGAGGGAAAACAAACAAACCAAAAAGCAAUAUUUUUCCAUAUGCCAAAAAACUUUCAACCCCUAAAAGCCCAUGAGUAAAAAUCAGAGCAACCCAGGAAUCAAACAAUCUCCAGUCGCUACUGACUCUUUCUCUAUGGCAAUAUCUUUACUGUGGCCUGCAAUGGGCCACACUUUUAUUUUUAUUAUGACUAGCCAUUUUAAAAUGAGGAAUAAAAAAUUAUAUAAUGAGCCACUCCCUCCAUGCUUGUGUAGUUUUGUUUUGUUUUGUUUUGUUUUGUUUUGUUAACCUGGGGAGGAGAAAGGUCCUGGUGGUUAUCCUUCAGUAUUGCUUGCCAUGCCCACCCAAAAUGGUUCCGUAGGAAGGACAUUACUAGCUUCUGAUCCUUGGUAAUUCGAACUGCAGGCAUUGUGCUGAUUUCCAGAGCUGGUGCAAAAGGUUUCCCAAGAAGGUAAGUGAGGAAUGCUCAUUCAGUCAUCUACAUUCCAAACCUCGUUACAGAGGAGGCUUACAAUGGAGGACUGGUUCAGAAAGUAGUUGCAUAUUAUACCCUAGGUUAAGGGCUAGGCCUCGAAGUGGCUUGCAAUAGAAAAGGAAAGAAACAAAUAUAAAAAUGCCAUUAAAACAAAUAACCCUCAACUGCACUUGCUACAUUCUAAACUGUGUUCCAUCUCAAUUGAUAAAACUGCACAGCAUUUCAAAUGAAGUUCUGUGUUAUUAGUGAAAUUUCCAUCUUUGCUACAUUCAAGUCUACAUUCUCUUUGUUUUUGUUUCCUUCACACCUUGAUGAAAAUAUUGGACACCAAGCAUAUAUAUAUAUAUCCUCCUUAUCCUGCAGUUCUGAUACAGAUGGUUGGAAAACCACUUCUUGUGAGGAGCAUGUGGCUCAACUGCAGCCGGUAAUUUUUAUAUUCAAAUAAUAGAAUUUCACAGAAAAGGAAUCUAAAGGACUUUGGAGGAAGCUAUGAGCAAGUGAUGCAGCUAUCUAUAUGGCAACAGUUGCCAGGUGAGAUGUCUUAAUCCAGCCAAAACUAGGCACGACAAAGUCCCCUUGAUUUCAGUAUUAAACCCAUGCUUCUCAUUGAUUCGUGUGGGAAAGUUAUUGACAUGCCCAAUAUUACUUAAAUAGUACCAUUGAUAUAGAAGGUAGUUACAGUCUCUAAAUUUCAUAAAGAGAUGCCCUGAGUGAUGCUUUAUAGAAGAAGGGUGGAGUAUAAAAGUGCAUUAAAUAAAUAAAUAAAUACACACAACUGCUGUUUGUAUACAUCAGCGUAAUGUGAUUUCUAAUUUCUGGUAGAUAAACACUUAAAAUAUAUAUGUCAUAAGUGCUAAUAACAACCAUGAUGUUCAUGCAUAAAGUCAGUGCUUUAUUUCAUUAAUUCUUUUAUUAACUAUGGAAACAGAUUCUCCUGAAUUCUUCUACUUUAGAGACUUAGGAAGGGGCUUGGCUCAGAACCGGCUACAGCAGUAAUGGUUUUAGGCCUGCUUGGUCCUUCUAUCUAGAGUGAUUCAGUUUCCAUAGAUGUUUCCACCUUGGUGAGUUACGUUUAAAAUUAUCCCAGAAUGUGUGCUUAAGCUCUUCAGCGGCUCUUUUAAGUGUUCUGCUUCUUGUUGAUGACAGCAAGAGUGCUAAUUGCCCCAAUUACAGUUCUGAGCCAGAGCCUUGAUGUUGCUUACUUUGCCUCAAGGAGAAGCCUUUGAACCUCGUUUGUAUCUCCCAAUACCUGCUCAUCAUCUGGAAGAGCUGAGUAAGGCUGUGGUAGUACAGUAAUGGCGACUAAGCAUCUGACAGACACCUUCAUGAAAGCAGGCUAUAAUCCUAUAGCAGGCAGUCUUCAAGAAAAGGGAGUUCCCAGUGAAGACUAGUAGGAUUGUAGAAAGUCUUAAUUCUAAUAGCCUGUGGGUGGGACUCAUUAGGCUGCUCUGUAAUGAAUUCUAAUUCAAGUGAUCUUGGGAACCCUGGCUUCUCACUAGCUGCUGUUCAUUUGCCUUUUUGCUAGGAGACAAGACUAACUUAACUUCCACAACAGUGCGCCUUGCCAUGGUACGCUUCCAUACCACCAAAUCUGCAUGCAGUGUAAGUUGGAAGGGACAGCCUCAACCAAUUUCUGCCGUAAAUUGCACAGAAAUUAUGAUGAAAACUGUCCCUGUUGAAUUCUCAACAUAUAGCAGCUAGACACAGCCUCAUACUGGGAUUGGGGGCGGGAGAGAAACACAUGAUAUAUUUUGCCAGGGAUAGAGAGGGGGUGGUGUCUUCCCCUAUGGGAUGCUCCUUUAGUUCCCACCUGAAGUACAUAUAAUUGAGAUGGCUGCAUAUUCUUCCCUCAUCUGUCCCUGCCUCUGUUCUCUUCUGCUUUUUUUUAAGAUUGAAGGCUGCUUGGGAUAAGGGCAUGUCAGACCUCUACUUUAUAACAUGCCACACACACAGAUGGUGCUGUGUGAAAAACAACUGCAAUAUUGUAAGUGAUUGUGUGGAGGGUCCUUACUUGGAACUGAUGACCUUUUAAGGUUCCGUUCCCAGCAUUUCCAUGGUGAUCUUUUAAGGAAGAAGAUUCUUCAACUUGCCUAAGCAGCUGGUUCCAUUGCUGAUCAGCCCUUACUGGUAACUCUUGGCAGUUUCCGUAUAAUUUUAAAUCUGCCCCCCCUUUUAAAACCCCUUUUGUAUCUGCUAUUUUUGAGAUGGUCAACAGCAUCUCUUAAUCUUUUGUGAGCUGAACACACUCAGCCCCUUUAGCUUCUUCUUGUAAUCAUAAGUCUCAUAUUCUUUUGAACUGUAGUACUCUGUUUUAAAUAUCUCUUUAUGACACUGCUGCACAGAAUAGUAUUACGGGUUCUGCUAAUACAGGUUGGAUUGGCCUAGCUGUACAGCUUUGCACAGGCUUGUUGAACUGAACCCUCCCCCUCUCACACAUUGGCGCAUUAAGAAUCUGCAAGUCUUGUCAUACCACAUUUCAAGAGACCCCCUUGGAGAGUAAUGACGUAACUUUGUUAUGAAAUUAACUUUAAAUUAUAUUUGAUUCACACCGUUGCAAAGGGAAACAAAUGAACAGGGAGUGACUUGAUGAGCUUCAGUCAACCAUUUGGGCUUUUGACUGCAAGAAGCUAAUGGUUAGCAUUGAAGAAGGCUGCCAUGUUUCCAGGCUUGUAAGUCUGCCACCACCACCACCCCAAAAAAGCAGAUGUCAUGAGUAAAGAAUAGGGCUAAGCACUAGGCAGGAGAUCUGAAUCCAUCUUCUGCUUCUGCCAUAGUUUCUCACUGAGCAAAUCAUUUUUGAUCCCAGUUCCAAAUUUAUAAAAUUGAGUACAGCAGUGACCUACCUCACAGGGUUGUUGUGAGGGCGCAAAUAAAGAUUGUAACACACUUUGCUAAUUAAAAGUGCCACAGACGUGAUUGGUGAUGGUGUCUACUUGGGUAACACAAAUGGGCUGCCCACAGUUUCUGUGGUCAGUGCAGGUCAGUGUCUUUUGGCAUCGGUUACUCUUUUGCUAAUGGUCAUUAUUCCUUUUGAAAAUUAAUCGUUCAGUUGCGUAGCAUUAAUUUGCCUGUUCUACAUAUUUUUGAAAUAUUGGCUGUGUUGCAUGCUGAACAGCUGCCCACAAAUGAAAUAUAAUACUUGAUCAAAAAUAGAAAUCAAAGUAAUGUACAUUUGACAAAGAUAAGAGCAUGGGUAGCUAUUCCCAUCACUCAAAAAGGUGUUAUUUACUCCUCAAAAACAUUUGACAGAAGCACAGAUAUCUAUUUUUUUAUGCAAAGUUCUCUGUGUGACUUACAAAAAUAAAAACAAAAACAUAGCUAGCUGUAUGUAUAGUAUGGUUACGGUAUGUCCACAAAGUCUGCUGUCUUUGCAUAGAAUACAUUGGUCUGUGAGGCAGCUAUGCCCUAUUGACCACUCAAGUUAUUUUUUAGCCUUCACAAAAAAAAGAAAGAAACCCCACCAAAGCAGACCUUCCAGGGCCAUAAUUUUUCCCAAAUUACAAAAGAAUAGUCCUUAACCUUGCCUACCUUGCUACCUGCCACGUGUAAUCCAUCUAAGCUUACUUGUGCCUAAAUCUUAGAAGAAGGAAUGGAAUGUGAUUUUGUUGUGACUUCUGUUUCGAAGGGAGAGCCACAAUUUUUUUUGAAUUUAAUCAUUGUUUCAAACUAUUUGAGCUCUGCAAUUUACUUCAGUGCUAGUCAAUAUAGGUAAACCAAAAUGUUCAAUACAGUGGAUGUUUUAUGUUGAGGCAUAUUUGUGUAUGUAAAUAAUAGUUCCAUGCACCACUGGUCUUCAACUGGUGCAUCAGGGCCUGAUCCAAGGUGGGUCGCAACAGGAGCUGUGCCACCAUGCAAAUAUUAAGGUAAGAGAUUAAGAAAUGGGUCCCUAAAUGCAUGUUUGAGUUAAAAGUGGGCCCUGGGUCUGCAAAAGUUGAAUGUCUGCCAUACAGCAUGACCUGGUAGCAGAUUUCAGACCGCUUACUAUUUUCUUGGCAGAAGGACAAAACCUCAUUGUUUGUGACCCAUUUCUUCUUUGUGGGAAUAUGUAGGACCCAGACAAAAAAGAGGGGGAUUGUCUACACAUCAUUACACCAGCAGGUGUCUGCAUUCAAAGGUUGCUAGUGGAUCUGGGACCAGCUACCAGCUGUCAACGGAUAAGCCAGCCAAGGACUGGACCUCUUUCAAUAUGUAAACUUUUUAGAUUGAUGGGGGAGGGUAAGAAAAUACGGCAGAGGGUUGUAAUGUUAUGCAUAAUGUUGGGUGAGCUUUACUGCCUUUCUGUCAACACCAGAAAUUGAGAUUCCCAAGUGAACUUUGCUGUGGUGUAGAUUGAAGAUAAUAAUAAAAAGGAGCACUUCAUCCAGUGCAUACUUAAAAGGCCUGGCAUUCACUGCUCCAAGCAGUGAUGGGUGCUACAUUAGAUGGCUGGAGAAUAGGUUUGUCAAUGGUGCCUUGGUCUUCAGAAAGCAGCAUGCCACUAAAUGCUGUUAGGUUUACAGCAGGAAAGGGCUGUCACUGUCCUCAGGCUUGCUUAGAGGCAGGUGGUUUAACAUGGUGUGAAGCAAGAUGUUGGAUGAGAUGGGCUAUUGGUUUGAUUCAGCUGGACUAUUGCAUUGUUAAGAGGCUGUGGUGCAGAUUUACCUGUGGGCUGAAGGAGGUGGUGCGGGGAACCCUGUGGCUGUAUAGCAGGAGAAGAGGUGCUGUGGGGUGCAGAGAGCAAAAGGCUAAUGUAGAAGUUUAAAAGAAACCAGUAAAAAGGGAGAGAGGCAUAUUUUUCUGCAAUUAGCACACCACUCAAACCUUCAUCCCAAAGCCCUCUUGUAAAUAUGCAAAUCACACAAAAUUUAGCAGUUUAAUUGUACCUUCAACAAAAUUUAUUGCAGGGGAAAACUGUCAUGAGCUAGAACUCACUUUGUCAUCUUUAUCUUAAAUGGGUGGAGAUAAACAUCUGUGCAGAAACAAGAGUCAGAGGGCUCAGUAAUACAAGAGAGAGUUGUGCUACGAAAGAUAUAAUCAGGGCGUGACACAUUCCCAACUGCUAAUAAAGUAUGGCAGCUUUCAUGUUACAGGAGUCUGUCUGGCCAUUGUGUAAGAGACUUUAUAAAGUUGCCAUACUUUGUAACAAAAAAAGAUUUCAAAGGGAGGCUACAGAAUGAUGUUGCAGAGUUGGAAUUCAUUUUCAGAUCUGACACCCUAACUUAGUCUCAGUAUAGUUAGGGAGUGUCUCUCUCACACAGCUGUCCCAUUUUUGGUGUUCCUGUACACCAUCUUGUUUUUGGCAGGCAGUUAAUAUUUGGGAAAGUUUGCAUCUACUCUGCUAGGAUUGCAUUGCAUUUAUAAUGCCGCCUCCCCUUUUACAUGUGAACCAAGAAUGCCGCUUUGUGCAUUUUACAAAGUGGGCUCUGGCCCAUGAAACCUUAUGACACAAUAACUGUUAAGUCUUUUAAAGUGUCACUAUCCUUUUUUUUGUUAAUGUAUGAGUUGCACAUUAUUGGUGUGGUGCAUUUCUAUGUACAAAGAAAUAUUGCACACCUUCCUGGUGCUACUAGUAGUGGAUGGGUGUUGUCUCAUUUCAAAACUGCCCCAGUGCAAUGCUUUGGGUGUUGGUAGGAUUGCCAUACGUGCAGAAUUUCCCAGACAUACCAGAAUACUGCAUUUUCCAGCAGAAAUUGGCCAAAUGUCUGGGAAAAUCCAAACAUAUGGCAGCCCACGUUAGCAUUGCUCGUUUUCCCUUAAAAUAGCUCAAAAACAUCAAAGCUCAACAAUUUUGGGCAAAACUAAAAAAAAGCUCAACAUUUUUUCUGUCUGGAUUUUCACUGUUUCAAAUAGUGGCAACCCUAAGGUUAGUCCUACUUGUAUUGUCUUACGGCUGACAUGAAGGGUGACUUGGUUCCCCUCAGGUGUGUACUCCUGUGCUGCCUAUUUACGUUAUUCUAAAGAAUUUUAGAAGCAGAUUGUUCACACCAGUUUCUGUUACCUUCCACAAUUCCUAUUGAUGCUGCCCAGUUCAGCCUGGAUUUUUUUCUUAAUACUAAAAUGCUGCCUGUGGAGCUACUUGCAUGGGAACAUCCACCUGACACACAGGAUGAUCUGGGGAGGGAAUCUUUGGUCCUCCAGAUGUUUGUGAACUACAUGUCCAUCAGCCCCAGCAAACAUGGCCAAUGGGUGUUGAAGUUCUGUAACAUCCGGGGGAGGCUGAAGGUGCGUUUCCCUUCCCUGAAACAUAUCCCCAGGGCUGCAGAGGAGAGGACAGUAUUUUUCUGAUGGUUCUGGGUUGGGUUGGGAACAGAGAAAGUAUUCCUUACCUGUUCUUCAGGAUGCAGAAAUCACCAGUCACUUAGAGGAACAGGAUCAGCCAGUUUUGCCCCACCUUUCCUACUAGCAAUGGCUUUUAAUUUAGAUGCAUGUGAUAAUUGGGGGUAGAGAAGAGUCGGGAGUGGAGUAGACUUUCAUCCUUUCCCUUUAUUAUCAUCAGCUUUCUUUUGUAAGCACAUGGAAGAGUAGCAAGCAAAGCAUUAUUAUAUGAUCCCCAUUUACUGCUUCAGCUCGGUUCAUUACUUUGUUGUCUAUAGCAAAAUGGUGAAGAAGAUGGAGAUGGAAUAAACAGCUCAUACUGCUCUUCCAAAGGUACUGAGAGCAAAGGAAAUGGCAGUCAGAUUGUUCAAGGGCCGCAACGGGAGUGUACUGAAAAUAGAUCCAGGACCUAGUAAUUUUAGUUACAAAUAUCUUCAAAAUGCAAGGAGGAAGAGAAUUUAAAAAAACUCUGUCCAACCACCCUUUUCUCUUUUAAUAUUUAUUAGCCUGGUAUAUCAGGAGGAGGAUCUACAGGUGGAGAACCCAACUCCUUCCUUUGGUACCCAGGUAGUGUAGCGUAAUGGUUAUGGUGUCAUAGCAGGGGCACCAAAAACUCACUGGGCGUUCUUAGGCCAAUCACACUCAGCCUAGCCUACAGGGUUGCUGUAUGCAUAAAGUGGAACAGAGGGAGGGUAGAAAGUAUGUAUACUGUCUUGAGCUUCUUAGAAGGAAGGUAGGACACAAACAUAGUAAAUAAAUGAGAUGAGUUGAUUUUCAUGAUUUCCACUUUCCACCUUCUCAACUGAAUCACUGCAUCUUGCUGUUAUCAGUGAAAUACCUAUGUAUCUGAAUGCCCAACUAGGCCUACUUUACCAAAAAGUCUAUACUUUUCCAUAAAAAGCACUGGGUGUAAAGCAAGCUCCCCCAUGGAGCAACAUGAAGUCUGCACAAACUCCUACAGUACUUCAUAGGAGUCCUUUGACAUUAAGCAAGCCUUUCUGUGCAAGUAGACCAGCAUAAGAGACAAGCAGUAUCACUAGAAAGCAAUUUAUUAAUACUGUGAGCCAGAGCAUCUGCAUUUCAUUUCCAAGUGACAUCUAUCAUCUCUGUGAAAGGACUGAUAAGGCGAUCUAUGCAGGGAUCUCAACUUUUAAAAAAUUGAUAGGUGGGAUAUUUGGAUUGGAUUCACAACACCGGGGGGGGGGGAGCUGUUUCCAUGAAAAAAACAGUCUCCCUGGAGCAGCUUAUUCACUGGGGGUGGGAACCACAUUUACCCCUUGAGGAAGAAAAUUUAUAUUGGGGGAAUUUGAUUUUAAGAAGUUACAGGAACUUCAGUCAGGGUCCUGAAAUUCUCAUGCCCUGUUUGUCCCUAAGAGGCACUCUUGAUCAAAGUGCAGUUCCACCCUCAUUCUGAUUCUUAAGCUCAGGAAAGAGAUGUUUUAACUGUGGAUGAAAUUCCCCUUCCUAUAGGAAAAAAGAAGCAGUUAAGAUGGCAGGCUAUUUCCAAGCACAUUCCUCUUGUCACUCCAAGGAAUUUUGGUGCAGUAGAUAGGGGCCGAUUCAUCACCACCUUGGCUUUAGAAGUGGGACAGACUAGCCAUCAAGAUGACCAGCUGACAGUUUAAGGAACCAUUUCUGCCAGGGUGCUGUGCUAAGGUACUAAUUCAGAAAAAAUCAGAAGAAGAGGACAGAGGAAAGCAAUGGUUUCUAUUCGUCCAGGUUCCAGAAAGAGGCUUCCAUCUGUUCACAGCUGAAGUCUGUGGCCGAAGAUUCCACUUUCUCCCUUCUGCUGGCAAAGAUUUAAAUGAUGUCAGCUUUUUUUUUGUUUUCAAGUUUUAUUUUUAAAGGGACUACAUGUAGAGAAGCCUUUACCUGGCAAGUGAGCCCUUAGGGGGAAAUAUCACCAUAUAUACAGUUCUGUCCUUGGAUUCACAGUACAGCUUCUUGACUCACAUGCUUCCACUGUUAAAAGAAAUUUGGUCAAAGCUUUCGACUUAACUCUCCAGGUGAUGAUAUUAAAGCAGGCCUACUUAUCAGCAUGGGUCAACUCCGGGAAGAUAAAACCAACCUUGUCUUCUCUUUACUCCCACCUCACAAUUCAGCCGUUUCUCCCAUU